AUGUCCUCCGACCGCGUUGCUCGGCCUGUCGAUCCAAAGGGACUUGUCCUCGAGGCUUGGGGCCAAGGCUUAAUGAUUGGCAGUCUGGUCAUCAUGGCAGCGAUCACACUUUCCAACAUGAAGAAGCACAUUGCGCUGCAUAAACUGAUCUUGGCCGAGCUCAUCCUGGCUAUGCCACAUGGCACCUUCAUCUUUGCACACGAGCCAGCCUACGGAUGGUAUCUCUCAGCCACGGCGAUCGGACUGAAUAUCUCCUGGGCGCUGCACAAUCUCAUCGCGUGGAUGAAGAAUCGCCCAUUCUUGUCACGCAAGGUGUCAAUGAUUUAUAUCACCACUGUAGUGCUCUGCUGGCCCUACUGGGUGGUGGAGAUCUACGCCAAUUUCGCCUACUUCAACAAUAUCAACCGCGUCUUUCUCAUCACCCGGCCUUUGGAGCCUCUAUUUCGGGACCCGUGGUGGGUCUUCACGACUAUCUCCCUUUUCUAUACUAUAAAACGCGAAUACAACUUCGGUCUCUGGGAAUUAGUCCUCGUCAGCCCACGCUUCGGGAUCAUGCUUGCUUCCAUGUGUCUCUCAAUUGCAUUUAUCAUCGUUGAUACAUGCAGUGUGCUGAAUGCCUUCAGUGAUGCACUGCCUACGGGCAUCGAACCAUUCUGGAAGCUAUCAUUUAUCUUCAAAUGCCUAUGCGAUACAGUCAUUCUGGACGACUUCAAGACCGCCCUCGAUGGCUUGCGCACAUACUGGCUAAGCAAACGGGCGACUGAUCAAAUCCCACUUACCAGCCCUGGUAGCCCACCUAUUCACCAGCGAGAUCGAAGCCCUGGUUACGAUGUCGAGGCAGCACCUGCGCCAGUCGUCAGUCAUCAACUAGUGCAAUCGGACAAGUCCUUCUCGGUGCCGAGGAUCUUGGUCCGGCAAACUCUUUGA
Penicillium alfredii is the source of this 927-nucleotide messenger RNA. RefSeq lists its product as uncharacterized. NCBI's taxonomy places the organism in Eukaryota, Fungi, Ascomycota, Eurotiomycetes, Eurotiales, Aspergillaceae. The coding region runs from base 1 to 927 and encodes 308 amino acids. The transcript has 4 exons. The record is from RefSeq and is a predicted model, not a curated record.